GCACGGAGCGAGGAGAGCCUCUGGACUUCCAACCGCUCAGCAUGUGAACCGACGCUCUGUGUGAAGUCAAGUCGAAAAACGAUGGAAAUAUAAGCCUUUUUAAGUUUUAAACGCGUCUUCUUUUGCGACAAAGUAGCAACGCUAACGCCUUAGACGCGCUGGAAUAAGUUGGGUUUGCGCUACUUCAAGAAAAUGGGACUUUGAGUGUAAUUUUCACCGGGUCGGAGUGAGAGUGGGCUGCUUGGAGUCACUUACAAAGACCAUCAAGAAGUCAUGACACGACGAACGUUUCACUUGGAUUUAUCUUCAUAAAACACGAGAAAAAGACGACUACGACGAUUUCAACUCGAAUUACUCGGACUACAAGCUAAGUGUUGAGACAAUUGAUGUAGAUUUUCCGUGCUUUUCCACGGUUUUCAGAUCGCCCUACUUGGAUCAAAGUUUUUCCUUCCCUCCCCCUCCUCCUCAACUAUGGCGGCGGCCAGGUCCACCACUGGCUCCGUGCUGCUGCGGAUCAUGUGGCUGCUGUGCGGGCUGUCCUUCUCAUCCACUUCUGCUCAGAAUUACAACAGUGAGAGUGGAAUAUCUAUCCCAGAACACGGGUUUUGCCAGCCCAUCUCCAUCCCGCUUUGCACCGACAUCGCCUACAACCAGACCAUCAUGCCGAACCUCCUGGGCCACACCAACCAGGAGGACGCCGGACUAGAGGUGCACCAGUUCUACCCGCUGGUGAAGGUCCAGUGCUCCGCGGAUCUAAAGUUCUUCUUGUGCUCCAUGUAUGCUCCAGUGUGCACAGUGCUGGAGCAGGCCAUCCCCCCAUGUCGGUCCCUGUGUGAGCGUGCACGGCAGGGAUGUGAAGCCCUCAUGAAUAAAUUCGGCUUCCAGUGGCCGGAGCGGCUCCGCUGCGAGGCCUUCCCGGUCCACGGAGCUGGGGAGAUCUGCGUGGGCCAGAACACAUCCGAACCCAGCAGCCCGGCCUCAUCGUCGUCCCCCUAUGCACCCGAACCUGUGACCCUUCCCCCGAACAUAGGCCGACCCAACCAACGCAACCCCACGCACAACCAGUACCACCAGUUCUCCUGCCCUCUGCAGCUGGAGGUGCCGAGCUACCUGGGCUAUCGAUUUAUGGGGGUCAACGACUGCGGGGCACCAUGUGAGCCCACCAAACCAACAGGCAUCAUGUAUUUCCGGGAGGAUGAGGUGAAAUUCGGUCGGCUGUGGGUCGGGAUCUGGUCCAUACUGUGCUGUGUGAGCACCUUAUUCACUGUGCUCACAUAUUUAGUGGACAUGAGGCGGUUCCGAUACCCCGAGAGGCCCAUCAUCUUCUUAUCCGGCUGUUACUUCAUGGUGGCGGUGGCCUACGCUGCUGGGUUUUUCCUGGAGGACAAAGUUGUUUGUGUGGAUAAAUUCAAGGAUGACGGCUACAGGACAGUGGCUCAGGGGACUAAAAAGGAGGGCUGCACCAUCCUCUUCAUGGUGUUGUACUUUUUUGGUAUGGCCAGCUCCAUCUGGUGGGUGAUUUUGUCCCUGACUUGGUUUCUCUCUGCCGGGAUGAAAUGGGGCCAUGAGGCGAUCGAAGCCAACUCCCAGUACUUCCACCUGGCCGCAUGGGCUGUCCCGGCCAUCAAAACCAUCACCAUCCUCGCCAUGGGCCAGGUGGACGGAGACGUGCUGACGGGGGUGUGUUUCGUUGGGAUCUUCAACGUGGACGCGCUCCGCGGCUUCGUCCUGGCUCCUCUUUUUGUCUACCUGUUCAUCGGCACGUCCUUCCUCCUGGCCGGGUUUGUGUCCCUCUUUCGGAUCCGCACCAUCAUGAAGCACGACGGCACCAAGACGGAGAAGCUGGAGAAGCUGAUGGUGCGCAUCGGUGUGUUCAGUGUGCUCUACACGGUUCCGGCCACCAUCGUGAUCGCCUGCUACUUCUACGAGCAGGCCUUCAGGGAGCACUGGCAGCGGACCUGGCACAUGCAGACCUGCAAGCGGUUCGCCGUACCCUGCCCGGUCCACAACUUCGCCCCCAUGACUCCAGACUUCACCGUGUUCAUGAUCAAAUACCUGAUGACCAUGAUAGUCGGGAUCACUUCGGGUUUCUGGGUCUGGUCCGGGAAGACUCUGCAGUCAUGGCGGAGGUUCUACAAACGCCUCAGCAACGGCAACCACGGAGAGACAACGGUGUAAAGUUCUGAGGAAGACACGUCCCAAAGCCACGGGGUUUUGGAUAUAACAACCAUGUAAAUGAGGUCAAAUAGCUUUCAUUUUUAAUACUACUUUGGACAUACUUUUUUAAAAAUGUGUUUUCAGGUUGUGGCAGCAAUUCAGGCUUUUGGACACACAACCAAACUUUAAUCUUUAUUCGAUAGAAGUUGGAUGAUUUUUCAAUAUAUUUCUUAUUUUUUUGUCUUCAUCAGACACUCCUGGCUUUUGCAUCUGUGGAUUAUAAACUGGUGUAAAUGGCCAUACUGGUACCUGGACUGUAAAGCCAGACUGGUGAGAUUACCUUUAAUAAGAAACUCCCUUAUAUAUUAUUGAUUUUAUCCUUAAUAGCCUUUUCAAUUUGAAUGUACUUCCUAUUGCUCAGUGGAAAACAGCGUAACAGAAAAGACUGAAGGGUCAAGCAGUGUGGCCUUCUGUCCGCACUGCAGCAUAAAGGUCAAAGGUUUGAUCCCUGCCGCCGCCACACCCUCUGACUGUGAAUUCAUUAAUUAGGGAUGCCUGGAUUAUACACUUUAACUCUGCUUUUAGCUAAAGACUGAAAUGCUUCCAUGUGUGUCAGAUAUUGCAGAGUACAAUCUCACCUGUUGUAAUCUGAGAAAAAGGUCCAUCAGCUCACGACUCCACGCCAUCAUGUGCCAAGUGGCUGCCCAGAAAUCAAACUUUAUUUCAUUUUUAUACUGUAUUUUUAAAAUUUUCUGACUGAGUAUUUGCUCCUGUAUUGAAUGUUCACUCCGAAGGUGAAUGAAGUUAUGUAUCUGUUUGCACAGCUAUCCUAGAGGUUAAAAGUGUUAAAAUGACUGAUUUUCACCACAGGAUGACCUGGAUUAAACAGCAAAAGAGACCACACACACACACACACACACUCACACACACACUCACACACAGUCCUCCACUCUCUGCAAUGAAGACACAACAGCUCAUUGUUUGUCUCGGUGUGUGGUCUCUCAACUGUUGGAUCCCCCCAUCAAAAAGACUUUUUAAGCUUUUAAGACAUCCAAAGCACCAUUUCAAGGAUUUAAUCCAUACCGAGUGGAAAUGGUUGCUCAGGAUUUUUGAUGUUAUUUUAUCCUGGAUAAAGAUGACUGUACACAUUCACGCCUGUAUUCUACCCAGUGUAACUGAAUCUGCCUUAAUCACUUAUAAUUUCACUUGAAGUGUUACGUUGUUUUCACAAGCAGACUGAACAUUUUAGAGUUUUUAAAAGAAUCAUUAUUUUAGUGUCUAGUCUUCCUGACAGAAGCCUUCAAAACAUUAAUUUGCUCUGUGACUGAAAACUGGACUUAUUCUAAGUUGCAGAAACACCCGGUAUGAGGUCAAAGGUCAAAACCGUGUGGGAAUAUUUUUGUAUUUGGAAAGAGAGAGAGAGAAAGCAUUGGAGACAGACUGUGCUGUGUUCAGCAGAGGUGGAGUGUUUUAUCUGGGGCCAAAUCACUGGUGACAAAACAGCAUGAUGAUAUUGAACACCCACAUUGUGACCAGCUCAUAACAAUAUAUGUAUUCUUUUUUUAAUAGCUGGAAACAUUUUAACACAAUAGAAGGAAACAUAAAAGCUAAAUGACCCUACUUUUAAAAUAACCCCAAAAUAUAUUUCAGUACUGUUCAUUUAUUUUCUGAAAGCAUAGUUGAUUUUUUGAAUUUCUGUGGAAAUUCAACACUUUUAAAGGUGCAGUUUGACCAAAAGCGUCAGUAUUUGACAGCCUGGGAAUGGUACUCAGCACUUGACUAUCUUUCUGCAGAUACUGCACAUUUAAUUCAGGUUAGAAUAACAGUGACCUAAUUAUUGGUCAACAUAAAACCAUUACCAGUGAUUUUGUCCUAUUAGUUAUCCCUGGUUGCAUGCAGUAACACUGGUUAUUUGAACUACUUUAGCAAGAGUUUAUUUCUCUAACUAAAAAGUAAAAUCAGUAGAACUUGUGGGAAAAACCUGAGCAGAAAAGCUUGUUUUUAUCCUGCGUCAGCUGCAACACAGCAUGUUUGCAAGAAGGUUACGUUACUUUUUCAUGCUGCACAUUUUCUCGGCAUGUAAAUGAUGAAUGGAAACACCCAGCAGCAAUGAGGGUAAACUUGCAACAUUAUGACCUUGUAAACCUGGUAUUUUAAUCUCUAAAGCUGUGCCCUGAAUCCACACAUACUUAUACAAGAACAUAAACACUACAUCUCAAUUUUCAGUAUGCUGUCAAAGCAGUUUGUGUACAAGAAGUGUCACAUUUCCCAUGUGAAUGCACUACAUACCUCAAACCAUGGUUAAAAUUAGUAUGUAGGAUUGAGUUAGGAAACAGGACAACACUCCACUACACAUGAGCCAUCUCUCGUCUGUGUUUUAACCCAAUGAGGCUAAAGUAUUUGGUGCAAUUGCCUCCAGGCAGCUGAGAUCUGCCAGUGUCAAUAAUACCAGACUGGUGUGUUUUUGUCUUGUACUGAAUUUCCGAAGGAAUAUGAGUGUGUGUGGGUUUUUUCUUUUAUUGGAACAUAUGCAACCUACCAAGUAAACACAAACUCUGUUUUGUAAAGGCAUAUUGUAUUUAUGGGGAUACUCAUUUUUGUCUUUUUUACUUGUUCUUUUUUUUUUUUAAUGAGAUAAGCCUGUUGUACGUGUACAGUUUGAAUAAAAUCAAUAAGGUUUGUAA
Messenger RNA from Centropristis striata (black sea bass), 4841 nucleotides. Its product is annotated as frizzled-7-like. NCBI's taxonomy places the organism in Eukaryota, Metazoa, Chordata, Actinopteri, Perciformes, Serranidae. Gene Ontology annotation, biological process: non-canonical Wnt signaling pathway; canonical Wnt signaling pathway. The transcript has a single exon. Gene Ontology annotation, cellular component: plasma membrane. Gene Ontology annotation, molecular function: Wnt receptor activity; Wnt-protein binding. The record is from RefSeq and is a predicted model, not a curated record. Bases 472 to 2178 code for a protein of 568 amino acids.